CGUCACUCCCUUACGCCGGACAAACCCCAGCUCUUGCCGUCCAAAGGGGCUUCCUCUCUCCCUUCUCUCUUCCGACAUUCUCUCUCUUCUCUCUCCCUCUCCAAAACUAAGCCAAAUCCCGAAGCCAUGAGGCUCAAUCCGCUGAUCCCAUUCUUGGCCUCACUCUCCCUCCUCUUCUCUACCGUCCGUUCCUCGUCCGACGGCCAUGGAAGCCGCAGAGUCCUCCACCAGCCCCUCUUCCCCAUCCAAUGGACCCCUCCUCCUCCCCCUCUCGAUUUCUCCGACCCUCCCCCUGCCCCCGCCGGUCAAACCCCGACUGCCACCGAUGUUUCCGCCCCAUCCUCCCCCUCCAAUUCCCGUUCCACCACCACUAAAAACAUCGCCAUCGGCGUCUCCGUCUCCGUCGCCGCAUUGGCCAUUCUCUUCAUCUCCGGCUUCCUCCUCUACCGCCACCGAAUCAGAAGGCCGCCGGAUUCCGCCAAACUAGUCGCCAGCGGAGGGCGGUUGCGAACACCUGGCCGCCCCGCGGCCACCGCCGCGUUGGAGGUUUUAUACCUCGGGACGAUGGAGCCGGCGAGCCGGCGGGUGAGCGGCGAGCGGAAUGGAUCGCCGUAUCGGAAGUUCAGCUCGGAGCGGGUAGUGGAGGUGCACCACCCGAGCCCCGAGCUGCGGCCGCUGGCCGGGGCGCCGCGGCCGCCGCCUCUGCUGCAGCGGGGGCUCGUUCCUCCGCCAGUGGCGUCGUCCGAUGAUGCGACAUUCUACAAACCGCAGCGGUCGUUGGCGUCGAUGACUACUGGGAGCCCGAGCACUCCGGUGUCGCGCCAGAGCGUCCCACGCGUAGUAAGCGCCGGGAAGGACGUGCUGCUGGUGCUUACGGAGGACAGCUCUCCUCCCCGGUCCCGGAGAAGUUCUCCAAGAAGGCAGCUUUCUAAUGGUUCGGUAUCCGAUGCCAAACAAAUGAUACCACCGAUUAGCCAGCAGCCUCCGCCACCGCCGCCGCCGCCUCAACGUCCGCCCCCGCCGCCGCCGCCUCAACGUCCGCCACCGUCACCGCCGCCUCAACGUCCUCCACCACCACCGCCAUCUCCUCCGAAAAAUGAAAAUAUGGUCGGAAUGCGGCCAUCUCAGCCUCCGCCGCCGCCAGCUCUAGAUGUUGCAGGGAGAAACAAACCGCCUUCAGACGCUCCUGCGGCGCCAAUGCCAGCUGAACUAUCUCAAAGGCGUCGGUUAUUGAAGCUUUUUCCACCCAAACGUGCUCCAAUUAACAUCCCAAUUCCUAUCUCCAAAUUUAGCAAGGGAGAUGUCUGCUCUUCGUCACAGCCAGUUGAUCGAACAGGAGAUGAUUUGGAGGGUGAUGCGAAACCGAAGUUGAAGCCCCUGCACUGGGACCGAGUGACGGCGAGUUCGGAUCAGCCAGUGAUCUGGGACCAAUUGAAAUCGAGCUCAUUCCGAUUGAAUGAAGAUAUGAUUGAGGCUCUGUUUGUCAACAAUGCCACAAAUCUAGUUCCUAAAGACAGCAACAGAAGAUUGGUUCUUCCGCCAUUCAAGCAGGAGAACAGAGUGUUAGACCCAAAGAAGUCACAGAACAUAGCAAUACUCCUGAGGGCAUUGAAUGUGAUGCAAGAGGAGGUAUCUGAGGCGCUUUUAGAUGGUAAUCCUGAAUGUUUAGGUGCUGAGCUUUUGGAGACUUUGGUCAAGAUGACUCCAACAAAGGAGGAAGAAUUAAAACUCCGACACUACAACGGUGAUAUAUCAAAGCUUGGGUCAGCAGAGCGCUUUCUAAAAGCAGUGCUGGAUAUACCUUUUGCCUUCCAAAGAGUUGAUGCAAUGCUAUACAGGGCCAAUUUUGAGAUAGAAAUCAAUUACCUAAGGAAAUAUUUUGAAACUCUAGAGGCAGCUUGUGAAGAUCUAAGAAGCAGUAGACUAUUCUUAAAACUCCUGGAAGCUGUCCUGAGGACCGGAAACUGGAUGAAUGUGGGCACCAAACGAGGUGAGGCAAAAACUUUCAAGCUUGAUACUCUUCUAAAGCUCGCAGAUGUGAAAGGGACAGAUGGGAAGAAAACACUGCUCCAUUUUGUUGUCCAAGAGAUCAUCCGAUCAGAAGGAUCAGGUUCUGAACCAACAGCAGAAGAUCUUCCUAAAAAUGCCAGGGAAGAGCAAUUUAAGAAACAAGGCUUAAAAGUGGUUGCUGGGCUGAGCAAUGAGCUUGGAAACGUUAAGAAAGCAGCUGGGAUGGACUCAGACGUCCUGAGUAGUUACGUCUCAAAGCUAGAAAUGGGGCUUGCGAAGAUAAGGUCAGUCUUACAGCUUGAGAGGUGGUGCACCCAAGGUAAGUUCUUUGAGGCAAUGAAAGUGUUUCUUAAGGAGGCAGAAGGAGAGAUUGAGCGGGUUAAGGCUGAGGAGAAGCAGGCAUUGGGCCUAGUAAAAGAGAUUACAGACUACUUCCAUGGGGAUGCAGCAAAGGAGGAAGCCCACCCUCUUAGGAUCUUCACGGUUGUGAGGGACUUCCUCUCAAUACUAGAUAAUGUGUGCAAGGACGUGGGUAGAACGCAAGAGAGGACAAUUAUGGGGUCUGCUAGAUCAUUCCGCAUCUCUGCAAGUGCUUCUCUGCUGGUUCUCCAUAGGCAUGAAGCACAGCAAGAUGGAAAUGCGGACGAUGCUAGUCCGUGAUAAUAUAGCAAUGAGGAACAUAAUUGAACUGCCACAAAAUUUAUGCUAGGUGGAUCUAAUCAGCUGCAAAGUGGUGGCAUGCCUUUUGAGAACAUGUUUUAACUAGAUGAGAGGAAAAACAAAUCAAGUUAUUGACAUUAGCAGGUUCAUAUCUGUAUAAAGGAAAAAAUAAGCAAUUCCACAGUUGUGGAAGGCGAUAUGUACAUUUGUUCAUCUCAGAUAGAGGUAUAGCACAAAGGAAGAGCAUCGAGGAAAUAUAAAUUUCACCUGACGGAGAAUAGGAGGCAUGAGCCAUCUGCCAUGUAAUAAAGUUAUUUACUGAUAGUUGCAAAUAUGUUGUUCAUCUCGUGUAAUUAUUCUCUACUUUAUUGUGUACUGAAAGGAAACUGAGAAUGAAUUGCCUGAGCUUUCUCAAUUUGAGAGCUGACAGGUGUUGUGCAGAUAGUUUUCUAUA
This is a messenger RNA of Phoenix dactylifera (date palm), 3124 nucleotides long. Its product is annotated as formin-like protein 8. Gene Ontology annotation, molecular function: actin filament binding. The record is from RefSeq and is a predicted model, not a curated record. Gene Ontology annotation, biological process: actin cytoskeleton organization; actin nucleation. Lineage: Eukaryota; Viridiplantae; Streptophyta; Magnoliopsida; Arecales; Arecaceae.